CGUCAUGUUUUUCCGAUAUGUCUGUGUAACCUAAAAUUGGGGGAUCUGUCAAGUUGAAGAAAAUAUAGAUAAUGAUAACAAAAUUUCUUAAACAGCUGAUUCCAAAAAAUCUGACAUUGGUCAGCUGUUAUCAGUGGCUCAAAAAUUAAACAAGGUAAGACAAGCUACUGAGGUGUUAAAUGUCGAGUUACAAAGACAAGUAUUCGCCAAUCAUGAGGAUUUUUUAUCUCAAGCAACGUAGGUCGAAAAAUUGGAAGGAGUGCUUUUUAUAAUACAGUCUCAUAUACAGAAUCUUUUGUCAGCAGUCGAAAGAUUAUGUGGGAAAAUUGUUGAUACAUUUAAUAGAAUCAAGAUGCAAACAAUUGUGCUAACACGGCUUCACGAAACUUCUGAUUUUCUGAGAAGAGUUGCCAAAAUGCAACAUUUAUCGAAGCGUUUGAAUUCUCAAAUGAGCAGUAUACUCAAGGACCAGAUAUUGUUAAAGCUGCCAACAGUUUGCAUAAACUUGAACAAUUAAUGGCAGACAUUGAUCGCAGAUGACCAACAAGCUGUAAAAGCUCAGAGAGCUACUGUACAGAGAAUAGCUACUCAUACAUUAAUGCAAGGUUUACAGACGAUGAACAGGACAAAGGUAAGCAUAGCUGUGCAGGUCUUUUAAAAUUUGAGAAUAAUUGAUGCUUCAUUAAUUAUUCCCAAGUUUACGAUCAUAGAGAAACAGCUCUAAUGUAUGUUUGUAUAUUGCAAGAUGCAAAAUUUGUCACCAAAUUUAUAAAACAUGUACAUGACAUUAAUAUCUGUGACAGUGAUUGGAAAACUGUUUCAAUCAGUAAUUAUUAAAGUAUUUCUCCUGUAAAUCUUCAAUUCGGAUAUAGGCAUUGAACUAUAUUACUGUAGCUAACAAGUUUGAUAUCAUUAAAAUUCUUUUGGAAUACAAUGCAGAUAUUUCAUUCCUAGACAGAAAGCAAGAUGUCUCUCUGCCAAGACGUCUAGUAAUUCCUGUAGAAAUUCUUUCUCUGUUGGAAAGAAUAGACUCCAUAGUUGUGUCCACAGAAACUAAUAUAGAUAAAAUAAAAAAUGAAGUAAAAUAAAAUAUUAGGUAUAAAUUUUCUCUGUUGAAAAAGAAACAAAAAUAUGACAUUUUGGAGCAUAAACUGACAAACGUCAAGACGUAUUCCAGAUUCUGGUAUAUAAAAUGAAUUCGCGAUACGGUUCUGUUAUUUUAGUCAAUGAUUAUGACGUCGUUUGGCGGGGAGGUGAUAGGAUGAUAAAAGGAAUAAAGCAGUGAGUGCGCUGAUAAAGCUCAGAUAUCGUGCGGCCGGGUGAUGGAUCGUCAUCCAUGCGCUGUUGAUUGCUGACGAGUGUCAUUACUUGUCGUUUUAUUUCGCGAAAUCCGUCCGUCUAAAAUAUUAAAUAACGCGUAAUCGUGUGUGUUUCCGGAAGUGUCGAUUAAGCGGAGCCACAACAAGCAGAAUUGUCUCGUUAGCGCGAACAAAACGAGUAAUAACAUCAUAUAACGGCGAACACAAAUGAAUAAGAUUUUGAAAUAAGUGAUUAAAAGUAUCAAUUAUGGAAAACUACACGUCGGACUCCAGCGACUCGGAUUCUAGCUUGAGAACGUUGGAUCUAUCGUAUCUAUCACUGGAUGACGAAAUAAUGGAUAAACAGUUCCUUAAUAUUAAAUGCCCGGAGAACGUGGACACUUUAUUAUUGAACCAGAACCGUUUGACAAAUUUUCCUAUUAAUAUCAAUAGAUUUACCAGUCUCAAUUCCCUCGAUAUCUCGAAUUGCGGCCUCACCAAAUUGCCAGAUUUUUGGCAAAAUUGCUCCUUGACUUGCUUAAUCGCAAAACACAACAGCCUGACCAACGAUGGAUUGGCUAAAGAUUUUGAAAAUUUGGCUAAUUUGAGAGAACUCAAUUUAAGUGGCAAUAGACUGACGGAAUUUCCUCAUCAAGUGCUCGAUCUAGCUGUCUUGAGAUACCUUUAUUUAGGUGGUAAUCGUAUCAGUGAGAUUACCAAGGAUAUUUGGAAACUACAAAGGUUACGAGUUUUAUCGUUGGGGAACAGAUUAACAGAGGUACCGUCCACUCUCAGUGAACUCAAAGUCCUGCAAGCUCUUGUGCUUUGUGAUAAUAUGUUGGAAAGCUUGCCAGGCUCGAUAGCUAAUUACAAUUUAAAAACUUUAUCACUUCAUAAAAACAGAUUGCGCACAUUGCCUACAGAAAUAAUAACACUGAAAUGUCUCACAGAGUUAUCUCUACGAGACAAUCCACUGGUGGUGAGAUUCGUAUCCGAUAUGACGUACAAUCCGCCGUCCUUAUUAGAAUUAGCAGCACGUGCCAUUAAAACUAGCGAUGUUUGCUACGAUGAUGAGAGCUUACCUCGGAACCUAGUGCAAUACCUUAACAGUGCUCAUCAUUGUGUCAAUCCUAAGUGCAAGGGCGUCUUUUUCAAUAAUCGCGUGGAGCACAUCAAGUUUGUUGAUUUCUGCGGCAAGUAUCGCUUACCUUUACUACAAUAUUUAUGCAGCAGCAAGUGCAUCGACUUACGCGACAGCGAUGAGGAGCUAGUUAGCGGCGCAAUGAUUAGAAAGGUUCUUCUUGGCUAAAGAGAUCUCGAGGAUAUAUUUUUCUACGAUGCUGAAAAAGUUCCAGGACCAUUCCUCACUUUCUUCAUUUUCUCUCACACUGAAAAAGUUCAUUUUUACUUCCUAAAAUCUUUGUUUGUUCACUAAUAAUAUUCCAGAUUGCAAAUAUAAUGUACGUCAUUUUGACGUCGAAUGAUGUCAUGUAUUUGCUACUUAAGAUAAAAACUUAUAGAUAGAUUGUAUUAAUAUAGAGAGAAAAUGCUGCACAGUACAUUUAAUAUUACAUACACUUAUGAAGACGCGAUGCAUU
Messenger RNA from Nylanderia fulva, 2896 nucleotides. The record is from RefSeq and is a predicted model, not a curated record. NCBI's taxonomy places the organism in Eukaryota, Metazoa, Arthropoda, Insecta, Hymenoptera, Formicidae.